AUGGUCUCGCAGCAGCGAAAGCGAAAAACAGGAACGACGGGGUCGGCGCGAGAUGGUGGGGGUGUAGGCGAGGCCUCGGACCCCCGACGACAGCCGCAGUUGCAGCAGCAAACAACAGCUUCUGAUGUUGUCUCAGGGGCUGAUGAACCUCUAACCCCGCAAAAGACAGGAAGCCUUGGCAAAGGCGCGCGAAAUGAGAAGGCGCAGAAAACACGAAGUGUCUUUUCCAAGACCGCAGCUGCCAAUCUCACCGACGAUGAAGACGAACAAACUUGGUCUGGGUCUGGUGGCCCAGUGCUGAAUGCAGCAGCCGAUCAGGAGAGAAUAAGGAAGGAAAAGGAGAGGAGGAAGGCAAAGAGAGAGCAACACGAUCGCAACAGGAGCAACAGGGAGGGGCAAAGCAAGCAGAAAAAGGCGUCAAAGGGGUCCUCCUUUUCAGGGGUGUUGCAGUUCUUUUCAGGCGGAGACUUCCGUUCUUGGCUGAUGUCUUUUCUAGUUCUAGUUUGUAUCGUAGGCAUCUUUGUUCUGAAGGCGCUGGAGGAGUACUACGGCAUGGAUGCCGAUGUUAGUGGGGAGCAACGGCUUCAGCACUUGAGUGUGUUGGGUCUGGACGACGGGGCGUCUGAGAGUGACAUAAGAAGGUCCUACAGGACUUUAUCUGUUCGUUGGCAUCCCGAUCGUUACCCGAACUGCGGCGCGAGCUGCCAGCAGCGUUUCCACGAAAUUGCGGCGGCUUAUGAAUAUCUGAUGAGGAAACAGCGGAAGGCAGCAGUAGAUGAUGAAGAAGGAGAGGGAGGUGAAAACACACAAGGUGACGAAUUUGCCAACUUAAAGGUCACGUCACAGGGUAUUGUCGAUUUCUCCAGUUUAGGGCCAAACGAUGUCUUUCCACCCACUGCAGAUACUAAGAACGUCUGGUCCAUCAUGGUUCAUCAGGACAAAGAUGAUUGGAGCCAGUCGGUGUACGAGAUGUGGCAAGAGUCCUCACGAGCGUUGGGGAAGUACGUAAAGUUUGGCGUUAUUUCGAUCCGCGGGAGAAGUGGGAAAGACGCUCUGAAGAAGCUGCCAAUAAAUGUGAAGAUCUUCCCGGCCAUUCUGCUGCUGACUGCUGGCAUGCACCCGGAGCAAUACCCAAAUAUCUCGAGGCCUUCAGUGGAAUCUCUCAACCGGUUCAUCGCCGACGCAUUCCCCACCACCCUCGAUGUCGUCGAGAGCGCUCGAGAGCUGAAGUCAUGGCUGGCGUCUUCAUCUUUCUCGCAGUCUCUGGCUGCGCAGUACAAAGCAGUGAUUGUUCCUUCUGCAGCUUCUGCCAGCAAGCCUUCCCUGUUAGUGAAGCACGCGGCCUUUUCUAACAAGCACUUGUUUAACUUCUGUUUCGUUGCAAAUACGCGAACACUGCUGACGAACGAAAAGGAGGAGUUGAUUGCCGUUCUGAAGAAUCCCCCUACGUGGGUGCACCAAUUGCCUGCUGACAGCGCAGCAGCGAAGGCGCUGAGGCUGCCGGUGCACUCAGAGGAGCUCCGCGCGGGCGACUUGGUCUCGAAUUCAAACGUAUUGCUCUUCGUAGAUGAAGGCAGAGGCGUCUCACGCAUGCAAUCCACGCUGCAAACCGCUCGCUCGAAACUCCUCAACCCUUCGACUGCACUUUCGCUUGCACUUGAUCGGUUCAAGGCGAGCGUUGAACCCUUUCUCUAUCAGCAAAACAGCGCGUCUUUGUGCAAGGGGUCGCUGCAAAGACGGGUGUACUGCCUUGUUGCUGUCGAACCAGAAGAAGGAGCGAACGAUGGGCAGCCCGCGCAAGCGCCCAAGACGGUCGACUUGGCUCGGAUUAGGCAGCUGUUGCAGCUUUCAAGGCAAAAGUAUCUUGCGGAGAAUCCCCAGAAGAACUUAGAAGCCGUCUGGGAGCGGGCAGUGCAGAAGGCGAGAGAGUAUGAAAAGUCCAGUCCUCAUAAAGGAGAAGGCGACGGAGGAGAGUCCAGUAUUUCCACAAAAGAGCCCGACGAUCUGCACAUUGAGCAACCAGAUGACAUAGAAGAGGAGAUAAUCCACGUGCAAAUCGUACGAGUAUCUGUAGGGCGACCCGCUGCAGUGCCAUCUCUUCCGGGAUUGCCCAAGGACACACAGUUCAAGCGCUUGAUGAAUGAAGAGUUAGAAAAUGCGCCGAUCUUCUUGCUCGACUUAGAAGGGUCUCGCGUAGCCCCUGUGCCUGCUUUGUAUGCGGGGGAGCCGAGCGUCUCUGACGAGGGUGCGGAAGCUCUUUAUUCUCGUCUGUAUCAGAUAUUGGAUGAGCUGCAGAACGCUGCAGAUGAAGAAGAAGAUGCAAAGAUUGCAUUCUCCGAGCUACCAGACUAUUGCGCAGGGCAAGAGUUCGCAAAGAGCUCGGAUUGUUGGCGGCCUUUGGAGGGUUUGUUUUCUUCGCCUGGAACAAAAUAA
Molecule: messenger RNA, 2433 nt
Organism: Eimeria acervulina
Lineage: Eukaryota; Apicomplexa; Conoidasida; Eucoccidiorida; Eimeriidae
Product: DnaJ domain-containing protein, putative
Exons: 14
Coding region: 1-2433 (810 amino acids)
Source: RefSeq, a predicted model, not a curated record